Molecule: messenger RNA, 1488 nt
Organism: Xiphias gladius (swordfish)
Lineage: Eukaryota; Metazoa; Chordata; Actinopteri; Istiophoriformes; Xiphiidae
Gene: irg1l
Product: immunoresponsive gene 1, like
Exons: 6
Coding region: 1-1488 (495 amino acids)
Molecular function (GO): lyase activity
Source: RefSeq, a predicted model, not a curated record
AUGAUCUCCACACUACAGAAAACCAUUAGACCAAUGUGGGCUGUCAGAGGACUGCAUAACUCGGCAACAGAAGUUUUAAAGCGCCCGGCCCUUGAGGACACAGUCACAGCCAGCUUUGGGAAGUUCAUCAGUGAAAUAAAGCCCCAGCACUUGUCCCCCAUAGUCCUCCACCGCAGCAAAAGGAUGGUGCUGGACAGCAUUGGGGUUGGUCUGAUUGGCAGCACAACAGAUGUGUUUGAACUGGCCCUGCAGCACUGUCAGCAAAUGUAUGGUCAUGAUGACGUCAGCUUUGUAUACGGACGCAGGGGCACCAGGCUCUCCCCGACACUGGCAGCUUUUGUCAAUGGAGUGGCAACUCACUCCAUGGACUUUGAUGAUACAUGGCACCCUGCCACUCAUCCCUCAGGAGCAGUCCUUCCUGCUGUGUUAGCACUCAGUGACAUGAUGCCCCCUAACAGCAAACCUACUGGCCUGGACUUCCUGCUGGCUUUCAAUGUCGGUAUCGAGAUCCAGGGUCGACUGCUGAGGUUCUCUAAUGAGGCCCACAACAUCCCCAAGAGGUUUCACCCUCCCACUGUGGUAGGGACAAUGGGAAGUGCAGCUGCCUGUGCUCACCUCUUGUCCUUGGAUCACUCCCAGUGCAGUCAUGCCUUGGCCAUAGCUGCUUCUCUAUCUGGAGCCCCAAUGGCUAAUGCUGCCACUCAGUCUAAACCCUUCCACAUAGGCAAUGCUUCACGUUUGGGGCUGGAGGCUGCUCUGCUGGCCUCCCGAGGCCUAGAGGCAAGUCGCCUGGUCCUGGAUGCUGUCGAAGGGGUGGCUGGCUUCAGUGCUUUCUAUGAAGACUACGUGCCACAGCCUUUAGAAUCACCCAAUGGUGAUGGCCAAAUUUUCCUGCUAGAGGAGCAGGACAUAGGCUUCAAGCGCUUCCCUGCCCACCUGGGGAUGCACUGGGUGGCAGAUGCUGCAGCCUCCAUCCAUAAGCUUCUUGUGGGAGUUGGCACUGGCACUGUCUCCCCAGCUCAAAUCCAGGACAUCCUGCUCAGAGUCCCCAAAUCAAAGUACAUCAACAGGCCUUUCCCUGAGUCUGAGCAUGAGGCACGCCACUCCUUCCAGUUCAAUGCUUGCAGCGCUCUCCUGGAUGGCGAGGUGACUGUGCAGUCCUUCACACCUGCGGCCAUGAGCCGCCCUGAGCUGCUCGCUCUGCUGAGCCGCGUUCACAUGGAGCAUCCCCAUGACAACACGGCUAACUUCAACCGCAUGUAUGGCGAAGUCCAGGUGACACUUGUUGGGGGAGACAUUCUGAAGGGACGCUGUGACACCUUCUAUGGUCACUGGCGCAACCCACUGACCAAUGAGAGCUUGAGGAAGAAGUUCAGAAACAACGCAAGGAUCGUGCUUCCUUCAGAAAAGGUUGAGUGCUUGAUUGACGUGGUGGAGGAACUGGAAAGGAUUGAGGACUGCACCGCCAUUCUCUCGCAGCUGCAAUGA